AGAGGAGAGAUAAAAAAAAAAGUAAUGGAUGGAGAAGGAGAGGAGUGAGAGAAAGGAUGAAUAGAAGGAGGAGAGUAAGAGUAUGGGAGGAGGACGUGAUCAGAGAGAGGAGCUUUGCUGGACUCCAGCUCUCCUGCUCCUCAACAUCAGAAGACAAGUCAGCAACAGGACUUGGGCUUUUAAAGCUGUGCUUAAUCAUCUCAGAGAAGGAAAUACAAGCCUGCAGCCACCAUGGAGGCCAUCAAGAAGAAGAUGCAGAUGCUGAAACUGGACAAGGAGAACGCCAUCGACCGAGCAGAGCAGGCCGAGACAGACAAGAAGGCAGCAGAGGAUAAAUGCAAACAGCUGGAGGAGGAGCUGCUGGACCUCCAGAAAAAGAUGAAGCAGACGGAGGACGAACUGGACAAAUUCUCUGAGGGCCUGAAAGAUGCUCAGGAGAAACUGGAGCUGUCUGAGAAGAAAGCUGCAGACGCGGAGGGUGAUGUAGCAGCUCUAAACCGUAGAAUCCAGCUGGUAGAGGAGGAGUUGGACCGAGCCCAGGAGAGGCUGGCCACAGCUCUGCAGAAACUGGAGGAGGCUGAGAAAGCUGCAGAUGAGAGUGAGAGAGGAAUGAAGGUGAUUGAGAACCGAGCGAUGAAGGACGAGGAGAGGAUGGAGAUCCAGGAGAUGCAGCUGAAGGAGGCCAAACACAUCGCAGAGGAGGCUGACCGUAAAUAUGAGGAGGUGGCUCGUAAGCUGGUAAUCCUGGAGGGAGAGCUGGAGAGAGCUGAGGAUAGGGCCGAGCUCGCAGAAUGUAAAGCCAGUGACCUUGAGGAGGAGCUGAAAAAUGUGACCAACAACCUGAAAUCCUUAGAAGCUCAGUCUGAGAAGUACUCAGAAAAAGAAGACAAGUACGAGGAGGAGAUCAAAAUAUUGACCGACAAACUGAAGGAGGCUGAAACCCGUGCAGAGUUUGCAGAGAGGACAGUGGCCAAACUGGAAAAGUCCAUCGAUGACCUGGAAGAUAAAUUAGCAAGUGCCAAAGAGGAGAAUCUGAGCAUGCAGCAAGUCCUGGACCAGACCCUGCAGGACCUGAACAGCUUAUAAAUGUGCAGAGAGGAAACUGGAGAGGAUGACAUCGUCAUUGUAACAUUCCAUUACCCGUUCGACUCCAUUCCACAUUUCGAGCUGUAAAAUCUUUAUACCCUCACGUAACAGGGUUUUUAACUUAAUGCUUGUCCCUUGAAGUUUUUUUUUUUCUUCAAUAUGAGAAGUAAUUUUGAAAUGAUAUUUUCUUUAAAUCUCCAGCUGUGAUAACAGAAAUUCUCACCUGAAUUUUUUUCUUUUUUUUGACCACUCCUUCAGAAAGAACUGGCAUUUAAUACCGCCCAAAGAAACGUCAGAUUUGGUCACUCAACCACUUGGCUCAAUUUUACAUUUUAUGUGCACAUACAUACAUACAUUACACCGCUGUCUGAUUAUACUAAUACAUGGGCUACAGAUGGUAUUGGGUUUCUCUCACUCAACAUUAGUGCAGCUCUCAAGUGCCACCUAGUGGUGAUUCUGAACAUGCUUUAACAACUAACUGAAGAGGCUUAUUAACGCGUCUGUCUCAGUCGUGCUCACAUAAAUCUGUGUUUAAAGCAGCAAGAUGGUCAAAUGGACAUGUGGCUUGGGGAAAGGUUUUCAUUCAUAAAUAAAAAAGUCAUGUUGGCACAUGCUGCUCAGUCACAUUUGGUGUCUCUACAUUUAAAUUAAAACCAAUCUCUCCUGUGGCCGACAUGUUGAAGACACAGAAUAUCGAUAGUGCAUUCAUUUUCAUUGGCACUCCUUAUAGUGUGGGAAUCUGUAUUGACAUUAUCUAUAUACAUUACAUUCAUGACAUGAACACCUUUCCUGAAGCUAACCUCCUCUCCACUGCCACAGAUUUCAUAAUGUGGCCAAUAUUUACUAGAUUUACAAACUGUUGUACUUAUAUGAGCGAGCUAAACCCCAAACCACUGGCAGCUUGGUUAAGUUUUGCCAACCAUGGAUACUUAUUGUAUAUAGUAGAAUAAUGUUAGGUAUGUGAGAAGUUUUAUUUUUGACUUUUUUGGGGGAUGUUGUUUCAAUUGCGCCACUUAUUUUUUUUGCCAGGGGAAGUCUUAAGACCAAAGAACUCACAUAAGAUAGGCAACACAUUUUGAAUACCUUUUUUUUAUUUUUGUUUUAUUUCGAUGGCCAUCUUGGUUUCAUUUUGUGCCAGGGCCAUGAAUCGUGCAUCACAUUUGAUCAAGGCUGUUUUGAAAUAUUUCAUUCAUCACCCCCUCUAUGUCAGUCUAAUAAAUGUUUUACAGAAAUCA
Molecule: messenger RNA, 2321 nt
Organism: Solea solea (common sole)
Lineage: Eukaryota; Metazoa; Chordata; Actinopteri; Pleuronectiformes; Soleidae
Gene: tpm4a
Product: tropomyosin 4a
Exons: 10
Coding region: 232-1086 (284 amino acids)
Biological process (GO): actin filament organization; muscle contraction
Cellular component (GO): actin filament
Molecular function (GO): actin filament binding
Source: RefSeq, a predicted model, not a curated record